This is a messenger RNA of Protobothrops mucrosquamatus (brown spotted pit viper), 390 nucleotides long. RefSeq names its product selenocysteine insertion sequence-binding protein 2-like. NCBI's taxonomy places the organism in Eukaryota, Metazoa, Chordata, Lepidosauria, Squamata, Viperidae. Gene Ontology annotation, molecular function: mRNA 3'-UTR binding; selenocysteine insertion sequence binding; ribonucleoprotein complex binding. The record is from RefSeq and is a predicted model, not a curated record. The transcript has 2 exons. Gene Ontology annotation, biological process: selenocysteine incorporation. The annotation marks the transcript as partial. Gene Ontology annotation, cellular component: ribonucleoprotein complex.
GGCAUCAAGUUAUCAGCAGAGGUCAAACCAUUUGUCCCCAAGUUUGCAGCAGUAACAGUGGCAUGGUCAGAACCCGCAGAAGCAUGUGUCUUUCCUGGCUAUUAUACUACAUGCUACCCAUAUGUUGAGGAGCCAUCAGUGAAUAAACAACAGCUAUAUAUUGAAGAAGUAUCAUGGGACACCUCCACCUGUCUUUCUCAGCGUGCAUCUCAAAAUCUUACAGGACGUGCUUCUCUUGAAGAGUACACCAAUUCUCCUUAUUCUCUUACUGCCGCACCAAAUACACGUGCAGUUUCCAGCUUCCAAAGUCAGAACAGUUCUACUAAACCGGGUAGAGAGUACACCAAACAGACUUCUUCCAUCAGAAAAGAAGGUGCUUGUUUUCCCAGG